GCUUUGCUGUGCCCGCCGACCCGAAAGCUACCAAUGCGAGGCUAGCUGGCGUUAGCUACCGGGAGCGGACAUGUUGUGCGGACCCUUCCUUGAAUAAACAUCGCUGCGUGCGGGGAAUCGGGAAUAACGGGGAAGGCCCGGAGCGUCUGGCAAUCAUGGACGCCGUCAACGCCUUUAACCAGGAGUUGUUCUCGUUGAUGGACUCCAAGCCCCCAAUAUCUCGGGCGAAGAUGAUCUCCAUCACCAAAUCAGCCAUCAAAGCCAUGAAACUCUACAAACACGUGGUCCAGAUUGUGGAAAAGUUCAUCAAAAAGUGUAAGCCUGAGUAUAAGGUAGCGGGCUUGUACGUGGUGGAUUCCAUCGUGAGGCAGUCCAGACACCAGUUUGGAGCGGACAAGGACGUGUUUGGUCCGAGGUUCACCAAAAACAUUACAGGCACCUUUGAGAACCUCUGCCUUUGCCCCGUAGAGGACAGGAGUAAGAUCGUGCGGGUGUUGAACCUGUGGCAGAAAAAUGGGGUGUUCAAGAUCGAGGUUAUUCAGCCCCUCUUGGACAUGGCGGCCGGCUCUGGUAGCGGUGCUGCCCCGUACGCAGGCGCUGACGAGCCAGGUUCAUCUCCACCUCCAGCCAAAGAGCCAGUUACUGUGGCAACGGCAAACUCCACCAUGACAUCUGCUACUCUGCACAACUCUGACGCCUUCGCUGCUGUGGCCCAGCUCUUCCAGGGUCAGCAGCUUCAGCAGAUGCUGCAGAACUUUCAGCAACAGCCGGUGCAGCCGGAGGCUAACACUCAGCCUUCUCUACACAACGUUCAAACACACGUCCAAAAUGUCCCCACGGGCCUGGGCAUGGUCGCCUCGCAACCUCUGCUCCCCUCCCAGCCUACACAGCAAACUCCCCAACAAAAAGCAGCUUUUGACAAGAAACUGCUGGACCGCUUUGACUAUGACGACGAACCGGAAAUCGGAGAAGAAACGAAGAAGGAUGAAGUCUCGUCACAGCCCUCCUUUAUACAGCAGCCUCCAGCCUUCCCACAGCACAUGGAGCACUUUAAACUGCAGAUGGCUAACAUGUCACAAGACCACUCACAACAGCUUCCCGUCCCUCCCAAUGGUCAGCUCCAGACCUGUGGUUUAUUGCCAGGGCAAAGCUUCCCAGUAACUAUGCCUCCUAUGGGGCAUCCUCUACCAGGACAGCCCCUCCCUGGUUCCACUGGGCUUCAGGGCUUCCAAGGGAUGUACCCUCCCCACAGUGCAGCCCAGCAACAACAGGAUAUCUCAAUGGAUAUGGACCAUUCAUCCAUGAGGGACGGCAGACAUGGCCAAAGGUCACACUCAGGCUCGAGAUCACCAAAGCGGAGGAGGUCGCGGUCUAAUUCCCGCACGCGGCGGUCCAGGCACAGGCGGUCCCGCUCGCGCUCCCGAGACCGGCGCCACCAUUCGCCCCGUUCCCGCUCGCAGGAGCGCAGAGACAGAGAGAAGGAGAGGGAGCGGCGGCAGAAAGGCCUUCCACCGCCUAAGAACGAGACACUAAGCAUCUGCAGUACAACUCUGUGGGUGGGCCAGUUGGACAAGAGGACACAACAACAAGACGUUGCCUGCAUACUAGAAGAAUUUGGACAGAUAGAGUCCAUCAAUAUGAUCCCUCCGCGUGGCUGCGCUUACAUCGUCAUGAUACACAGGCAAGAUGCCUUCAGGGCCCUGCAGAAGCUCAGUAGAGGACCAUACAAAGUAAACCAGAAAACCAUCAAGAUCGCUUGGGCUUUGAACAAGGGCAUAAAGUCUGAGUUCAAACAGUACUGGGACGUAGAGUUGGGUGUCACCUACAUACCUUGGUCCAAAAUGCGAGAGGACCAGUUGGAAGAGCUGAAAGAAGGAGGAAUACUGGAUGUAGACACCUUAUCACCAGAGUGGAGUGUAGCGAGGAGCAAACUUGAACAGUCGGAGGAACUCACCCACAACGGCCGCUCAGACCAGCAGCAGCUCGAGGAGGCUAAAGUGCUGCCGGUAGUGUCUUCGGCUGCUCCUCCCCCACAGGUUCCUCCAAUGCAGCAGCCAAUGGUCGGUGUGGGUUCUCUCCAGCCUCCUGUCUUUCCCGGUCCAAUCGGCAUGCCUCCGCCAUCUUUCCCUCCAGGCGUCCCCCCUCCUCCUUUCAUCAGGCCUGGCUUUAACCCUAUGCAGAUGCCUCCAGGUUUUCCUCCUCCAGGUGCCAUGCCCUUAGGUCCCCCACCUGCUGCCAAAGGUGGAGUUGAGGACCCGCCUUUGGACCCAGCAGGUCUGGGCAACAAUAGAGAUGACGACGGUCCCAACAUGUUUAACAACCAAAUGGGACCUAUGGGUAACCAGGUAGGCGGUCCUCCAGGUUUACCUCCAGGUGGACCUCUAAGUGGACUUCCAGGUGGCCCUCUAGGUGGACCUCCAGGUUCGCUUCCGGUCGGUCCUCUCGGCGGACCUCCAGGCGGUCUUCCGGGUGGACCUCCCGGUGCUCUUCCAGGUGGGCAUCCUGGAAAUAUCCAGCCGGGUUCUGGAGGUCUGCUUGGUGCACGGCCUGGUAUAAUCCCACUCCAGCGUCCUCCCGCUCCCCCUCCCGCACACAUGCAGCGUUUCCCUCCACCCCACGGUCCAAGACCACCUCACCCCAACCUUCCCCCAAUGCCCCCACAGAUGAUCCCCAGGGGACCACACCCUCAGAUGGUGCCCCACGAGCCCCCUCUGUCCAAGGGGGCCUUUGGAAUGCCCCCUCCACACAAUGUGAGACCCCCUUUCCCUCAUGGGCACGGCCCUCCUCCCCCACAAGGUCCUCCUCCGCCUUUUAUCAGACCAGGGGUUCCUCGUGGCCUGGAGAGGCCAGAAGAAAUGGACAGCAGACCAUUCAGGGGGGACCGGCCUGGAUUCAGAGACCGAGAGCCCGAGAGGGACAGAGACUGGGAUCGAGACAGGGAUAGAGAGAGGGACCGAGGCUUUGGGAGUGGAAGGCGUGCAUUCGGCGAUGGAGGAAGGGGAGGAGGUGGUGGUGGUGACAAAAUGGAUGGAAGGGAAAGGCUCGGAGGAUGGCAGGAAGACGGAGGCAAUCAUCGUGGAGGAGGAUGGGACAGAGACAGAGAUCGGGACAGGGACCGCGACCGCGAUCGAGACAGAGACAGAGACAGACGAGACUGGAGAGAGAGGCGAAGCAGCCUCGAUAGAGACCGGGAUCGUGGGAGGGGUGACGACGGGGAAAGGGAGCGAGGCAGGGGGGAGGGAGGAGAAAGGGGAAGAGGCGAAGGGGGGAGUCGAGAGAGCGGCAGAGGAGCUGAAGGAAAGGGGGACAGGCCGAGGCGGUCAGAACGGCGAGAGAGGACCACGCGGUGGGACAAGGACGACCGAUUGGCCGAACUGGAAAACAUGGACAGAUUUCGGACCUCGAACAGUUUAGAGCAACCACCCGGGACUGCUGUUGCCGCGGAAACCAGUAAAGAACCAGCUGUGGAAAGUUCUCAUAAGGACGCAGAAUCUGAACUUGAAGCUCCGCCACCGGAGGAAACUCCUACAGGAGAUCCUGAGCCCGCUGAGCCCUUACCUUCAGCUCAAAGUGAGCAAACAGAAACUGAACAGAAAGCGGAAUCAUAGACUGUUCACUGAAAAAAAAAAAAAAAAGUUUCCAGUUGUCUCAGCUCGUGGCAGUUUGUACAUUGGUAUUGGACAGUUUCUGGGCAGUAGUUCAUUUAUUGAAAACAAACUGAUCUCCCACACAUAUUGGCUUCAUUGGUACCAAUCAUGACCAUGAUAAAAAUCACAUUUACAUCUCAAAACACUUGAAAAUCAGUUUGGAAAAAUGGCCGUAGUUCAAUAUUGGCAAUUAACUGUAUUUUUUAUUUUUUUUUAAACCUUCCCUUUAAGGUGCGAGAAUGAACAAUGUUUGCAUGUUACCUUAGAUCUGUCCGUAUCUAGUUUCAUAUUACUUUACAGAUGGAGGACACGAUGACAAAUUAGUUUUUACUUCAUGCCAUCAUCUGUGGACAUCAGGAACACAUAACAUUGUAAAUGUAGCCUUUUACAAAAUAGUUUUUAAACUUGCCAAAAUGUCAAAACACUGAAUAUUGUUUCAAGCAACUCUGUCAUAAUAGACGCACCAUUAUAUAUUUUUUUUCUUUGUCAUCUUGUCUUUUAUGUUGACUCCUCAUUACAGCCAAAAAGAAACAGGACAGGACUACAGUGGCCUUAAAAUCAAAUCAAGUGAAUUGCAGAUAUUUGGGAUUUAACAAAAUAUAUAAGAUAUACAAGAUGGGGAACACAUCCCUGUGAACGUUGGGCUUGUUUGCUUCGGUACUUUUAUCACACAAUGUCCUCACUUUUCGUCCUUUGAACCACAUCAGGUAGAAUAAAGACACAAAUGUCUUCACUCUACCAGACACUUGGUGCUGUAACUAAAAAGUGACCCACACUUCUAUAGUUCAAUACUCCGUGUCCUUAAAUAUUCCUUCAUGACUCCCUGGUUUUAUGUUUAUGUUUUAGUUGAUGUAUUCCACUAGCGCCGAGACUCCUGAAACAUAGAACUCCUUAGAUCCUAAAAUUAUUUUUAAAAGAUCUCUAACUCGAUAGUUACUGAUAAAAGGUCAGUCUGCAGGUCUUGUGAUUAAUUCUAAUGUUUUUACACAGUAAAGAUUGUUUCACAUAUUUUGAUCAUGCUAUACUCAUCCAGAUGUCACUUGAUCGCAAAGAUGUUCAUUUUGUUGCCGGGUCACAAAAAUAUUAGCCUGUAAUAGCCUUUAGUCAUGGCGUAGACUUAUUUCUUAUCAGAGUGAGUCUCGUAAACAUAUCAUUAUAAGCCGUGUUUUAACCCAUACAGAGACGAUAAAUACCACUGCACUCAAUUUGAUGGUGAAACAUCCAAGCAGAGCCACAAAAUCACCUCCACGGCCCUUGGAUGUCUAUGUCGCUGUUAUUCUUCUCCAUCAUGAUACAAAAUCUGCCCAAAGGACUUGAUUGGCCCAGCAGGUUCUCACUAAAUUAAUUCCUCGUUGAGCUUCUCCAGACCAAAAUGGGCUAGCCAACAUUUUCAGAACAAGGAAACUUCAGGAUGGCUUCUGGACAACAAAAAUAUGGGAGGCGGUCUCAAAACCCAAGAACCUAAACUUCUAAAGAGGCAAAUCAAAUGUAUUUGGCACAUGCAACAUUCACAUAACAGUAAGAAUCUAUUGGUGGAAAAUUGUGGAAAAGAUGUGAACCGAGUAAAGGGGUUAUACAGGACUCGCAAAUAAAGAUCCAGUUGAUCCACCUCUCUAAAGAAAUAUCAAAGCGAGUAUUUUCUACAGAGUACAGAGAGUGUACAGAGUUUCAUCAUAGUUUAUGAUCAUUUUGAUAAUUGGCUGCAAUGUUUUCCAAACUGAUAUAAUCAAAGGCUUGUGCAAGUGAAAUGGUAGGAUGUGAAUACUUUAGUUUUUGCUGGUCCCAAGUUUCACACCCUUGCCAAAUUAAGUAGAAGUACAAGUGCACAAGUUUAAAAUUCACAUACCAAGUUUAAUUUUUGAACAUUCUCUGUAUUUUUGAGGUGAACAGGCCUGUUUGUUAAGCUUUAUGUUGAUGAUGGUGUCCUUUCUCUGUUAGGAAGGAUAAGGAUAAUGAUUUGAAUUGUGUAUGACUUGCAUUUGUUUUUUUUUGUUUUUUUAAUCAUAAUCAGGUUUUGGCCACCUAGAGAUACAAAACGCAAACCUUUAGAAAUGUUUGAACGAAGAACUGAUAAACUCAGUUUUCAAGUGUCCAUUUCAUUGAAGAGAUACUAUAUUCAGUGGAAAGUUGUUCAAAUCUGAAGCCCAGAUUCUGCAAGCGCAUCCUCUUGCGCUCACAUAACUUUACACCGAGGCAAAGUGAAGAAAUGAAGAGUAUUUCUGUAAAUAUGCUUGUGUCACUGACGAUUCUAAAGGUGUCUUGGUAAAUGUUGUGAAUAAUCUGUGGUUUGUUUUUCCCAGACAAACAAGUUGACUCGGAACGAGCGACAGAGGCCCUUUGCUUUAACGUUUUUAACUCCUAGUGGUUUGAAUAUUGACAGAUGUUUCUAUGGUUUGUUAAAAAAGGCAAAAGACAUGGAUAUAAAAUCUUCAAUAUUUCAACCGUAGGAAAUUGUUUUUAAUAAACUAUUUUUGUACCAAA
Messenger RNA from Mugil cephalus (flathead mullet), 6128 nucleotides. RefSeq names its product SR-related CTD-associated factor 4a (gene scaf4a). The coding region runs from base 156 to 3608 and encodes 1150 amino acids. Gene Ontology annotation, molecular function: RNA polymerase II C-terminal domain phosphoserine binding; RNA binding. The transcript has 19 exons. Gene Ontology annotation, cellular component: nucleus. NCBI's taxonomy places the organism in Eukaryota, Metazoa, Chordata, Actinopteri, Mugiliformes, Mugilidae. Gene Ontology annotation, biological process: negative regulation of termination of RNA polymerase II transcription, poly(A)-coupled. The record is from RefSeq and is a predicted model, not a curated record.